CCUGCGCAUUCCCCAACACGGAAGCUGAGGUGUCACUGUUGUUUUGGAAGUUGACAGGCACGUGAGUGGUUGUCGUCAUUGACGGUAGGCGACAUGGCGGCUGAUACUUCCCAGAAGGUUUUAUUCGAACAGGAUGGCGUUUUCAUACAUUCAAACAGUAAUGAUGACUGCAUUGAACAAGAUCUACUAAUUUCUGGGUCCAUUCGAGUCGUCGACAAGGAUGGGGAGUUCCUUGUUGAAUACAGACCUUUGGAGGACUCGGUCGACCCAUCAAACAUGCUAUGUGCUGGCAAGGACUCCAGUUCUGUCAUGGAAUGGGGCCAGAGUGCAGAAGAGCGGCCGCACCAAGGGUUGGAGACUCAGCACAGCUAUGAGACAGAGUGGGAUAUGGUGAACGCUAUCUCCUUUAAGAAGAAGACCUUCUCCAAUGGAGAUGGUGCCCUGAACCACAGUCAGGAGAGGUACCGUUGGGCCUUUACCUUCAGCGUCACUGACCUGCGUACCAUCACAGUCAAAGUGGACAGCUGGUCCUCCCUCUUCUUCAAGCUAAAGGAUACCUCGAUCUCCCUGCCUACUCUCUACUUCCACCAGGGCGGUGUCUCAGAGUUCCUGGAUAGCCUUCGAAGAUGUGCCAUGCUAAGCGAGUCUCCAGAAGAUGAGAGCUGUCUGCUGGUCAGCACUGUCAACAAAACCCUGUCCCAGUCCUUCGAGAACCUGCUGGACGACAACAACUUUGGCCUUGUUCAUAAGCUGAAGAAGGACCCGUAUGUGACGACGCUGGGGGGAUUCUCCAAGGUCACCAACUACCUGUACGACGCCUUCCGCGGCGCCGAGGAGCAACAGCGGCCCCCCGAGGAGAGGGCGGACCUCCUGGGGGAGGUCAUCCCCGGGCUGGAGAUCAACCACCAGGAGGAGCCCGGCUUCGAGGUCAUCACCCGGGUCGACCUCGGAGUGCGGCCAGACGUCCAGCGGGGGGAGCCCCUGAGCCCGGAGCAGUGGGGGGGGCACCAGGACCCCGAGGGGAGGGUAGUCAACGUCCCUCAUCUCAAGCAAGUCAUCUUCAAAGGGGGUCUGUGUCACAUGUUGAGGAAGGAGGUCUGGAAGUUUCUGCUGGGAUAUUUCCCCUGGGACAGCACCCUGGAGGAGAGGAAGGCCGUGACCAGAGAUAAGACGGACGAGUACUUUAGGAUGAAGCUGCAGUGGAAGUCUGUGAGCGAGGAGCAGGAGAGGAGAAACUCGAAACUCAGAGACAACAGGAGUCUCAUCGAGAAGGACGUCAACAGAACGGACAGGACCAACCGGUUCUACGAGGGCAUUGACAACCCGGGCCUCGUCCUGCUCCACGACAUCCUCAUGACCUACUGCAUGUUCGACUUCGACCUGGGUUAUGUCCAGGGGAUGAGCGACCUUCUCUCUCCACUCCUGUUUGUGAUGGAGAACGAGGUUGAUGCCUUCUGGUGCUUUGUUUCCUUCAUGGACCAGAUGCACCAGAACUUUGAGGAGCAGAUGCAGGGCAUGAAGACCCAGUUGGUCCAGCUCAGUUCUCUGCUGAGACUGCUGGAUCUGAACUUCUGGAACUACCUGGAGUCCCAGGACUCGGGAUUCCUGUAUUUCUGUUUCCGCUGGUUGCUGAUCCGUUUUAAGCGGGAGCUGAGCUUCCCGGACGUCCUUCGGCUAUGGGAGGUCAUGUGGACGGGCCUGCCCUGCCAGAACCUCCACCUGCUGGUGUGCUGCUCCAUCCUAGACUCGGAGAAACAGAAGAUCAUGGAGGAGAACUAUGGCUUCAAUGAAAUCCUCAAGCAUGUUAAUGAACUCUCCAUGAAGCUGGACAUAGAAGAGAUUCUCCGUAAAGCAGAGGCCAUCUGCUUACAGAUCAAGGGUUGUAAGGAUCUGCCCCAUUCCGUCAGCGACAUCAUGGGAUUCAACACGGACGAAGAUGCCGCAGAGGCCCCCAGGUCAGAGGGCCCGGAGCCCGCCAAGAGGAGCCACUCCCCCUCGCCAAGCCCCUCCCACCGGGGGCUAGCCUUCUCCAACGGCCACGGACACUUGAGAGAGAGCUCUCAGAACGGCUGCAAAGUGUCCUUUGUGUCCUAGUGUACGGAGAGAGCUGAACCUCAGAGACUGGGGCCGUCCAGCGGGGAAGCCUUUCCCGACAGGGUCGAGCUGGCUGUCCCGGAAGAGGAACGCCACUCCAGCCGUCGCCUUGGGAUCAGGAGCCUUGAUGAUGAUGAUGAUGAUGAUGAUGAUGAUGAUGAUGAGAUGGAUGGAUGGAAUGUAAAAAAACAAACAAAAAAGGAUUUAAGAUAAUUAAGAAACCUUAUUUUUGUAAUUUCUUGUACCAUAUUGUCUUUUCAUUGAAGUAGUCCUUCCUGAUGGUAACUACGUUUUCUAAAGGUCGGCUGAGGUCACUCCCCCACGCUCAACCAUGCUCCGGUGAUUAAACGAUGGACUAAUCAUUUAUUACAUCAAUAAUCUAAACGCUGAGUGUAGGAUUUUGGGUAUGUUCUUUUUUGCAUCCAAUUUGGCAGCUGGUGUAUUGCUGUUUUUUUUAUUUUUCGAAUUGAGGUUAGGAACUGUUUGAAACUGUGACGUACAGUUUAUCAAUAUAUUCGCCCAAUGUAUUCGACAGCUUGUAUACCAGUUGGAGUCAGUAUUAAUGAGGAACAUCAGUUUCUCCUGCUGUGUGGAGUGCCACCGUAUGUUUAAAUGACCUCUGACCCCCACCAUCAGCCUUCACAUUACUCUGGACCAGCAUCGGUCCUCUGCUUCCAAAGCGAGUGUGCCAGUUCUUUAUUUAGAGUUAUUUUUUUAUUCUAACUCUGAAUCGCCCAUUUGUACCCAGAGAAAUCUGCUGCUCAAUAUAUCGGAAGUCGUUAUCAAUAUAUACUACAUUAAACUAACACCUCUUUUAAGGACUUAUUUUGCAAUUAGCCAAUUUCUCUAGAACUUACUUUCAAAAUUUGAAAGAUAUUAGAUAUUGAUUUUUCUAUAAAUGUAACUUGCAUAGAGGGUUUUUGAAUGAGCCAACGGAUUGAUUAAAUUGUUUUCACUUUGCUUUGCCAGCAGGAUGGAGUGAGUCUGGUUGACCAGCUUUGAAAUGAUGUGUCUUUAAAUGUCAUGGCCUGGAAAUGACACUAUGGGGCAAUAAAAAAAUAAAAAAUACUUCAAGGCA
Gadus morhua (Atlantic cod) is the source of this 3172-nucleotide messenger RNA. It is a transcript of the gene tbc1d15, whose product is annotated as TBC1 domain family, member 15. Gene Ontology annotation, molecular function: GTPase activator activity. The transcript has 17 exons. NCBI's taxonomy places the organism in Eukaryota, Metazoa, Chordata, Actinopteri, Gadiformes, Gadidae. The record is from RefSeq and is a predicted model, not a curated record. Bases 94 to 2094 code for a protein of 666 amino acids. Gene Ontology annotation, biological process: activation of GTPase activity.